AUGGCGGGGCGAAAGCGGCCGACGCCGAGGGAGCAGCCGUCGCCGGAAGAAGACGUGGCAUGGAUCGCGGGCUGCGCCAAGCAGCUGCGCGUGGACGUCGACGACGCGGUCUUGCAAGGCCGGCCGUCGUUCGUCAACGACGCGAUCGGUAUCCUGCGCAACCAAGCCAACCCGAUGCUCACCCGCGCCAUGGCAGCGCGUACGCUGGGGCUGCUCAUGGAGCGCGACGCGAGCCUCAAGCGGCAGCUCAAGCUGGACUCGGACGUCUUGGUCGACGCGCUCCUGCAGAUCGUCAACCACUGCCGCCAUGCCAAGAAGGCCUCGUCCAUGGACACGCGCAAGAUCCAUGUCAACUGCUGUCUCGUCAUCUCGAUGCUCAUGGAAGCCCCGUACCCGACGACGAGCACCGGGCUCGGUCACCUCGUUUCGCUGCACUCGGAGCUCCUCGUGCUUACCGCGCCCGUCAAGUUGCGGAAGCGCAAGAUCACAGCCGAUGUGCGACCGAGCAGCCCCGUGACUUCGAUGAAUCAGCAAGAAGACCGCAGAACGACGACGACGGCGGCCGCUGCUCGACGGCCCCGCACCGUCGUGUCGCGGUCCAAGCCGCCAAGCCGGCACACACCGAUGCGAUCUGUCUUGUUUGGCAACGAAGGCGACGUCAUGGGACUCGAUGCACGCGGCGACGACCUCCCCGUGUACGAGUACGACCAACGGUUUGCGGGCUAUGGCGUGCCCCACGUCUACUUUCCGUUCCAGCGUCCGCUCUCGAAUGCCGCCACGUCGUCGCGUGCUGCGACACCAAGCAUGCGUCCCCGCACGCUCCGCAAGCCAAGCCGCGCGGUCAAGGGGUCCAAGCUCACCACCGCGCUCGCCGUGACGCCCAACAUCAUCAUGCCCUCGUCGCUCUACGAAGGCUCGCUGCCGACGGAUCGCCGGCCGUUCCUGCUGCCACCCGACCACAUGCUCGAGAUGCUGGCGACGAACCACAUGCCAAUGAGUCUCCCGUUUAGCCGCGAGAGCGUUCGCCGGUCGGCCGAGAGUCGACUGCGACCGACGCCGUGGGGCGAUAUCCGCCCGGUCAUCCUCGACUCGAGCUUUGCACAGCACCCCGAGCUCCAGAGUUUGGUCUACGUCCCCGCGCCCAAGCGACGACUCGUGGUCCGCACCACGGAGGCGACCAACGACCAAGUCGACGAGUCGCUCGACAUUUCAAGCGCCGCGUACAAGCGACAGCGCCUUCUCGCGAUUCUCUCGUGUCCCAUCGACUCCACGUCGACGACCGCGGUCGAUGCGCUUGCAGUCGCCGAGCAUGCGACGCUCAUGCGCGGCUUUAGCACCGCGCUGCACACCUUGCGCGACCAAGAAGCAUCGCUGCGCGUGCAGAUGGACCGCCGCAUCCACUUGAUGCGCAACAAACUGCCGCUCAAGUUUCUCUUCGAGCUGCCGGGCGGCGUGGGCUACUGCCGCGACCGCCUUCAGCAUGCGAUGGCGCUAUGGCUCGAAGAGUUUGAGGUCAACCAGCAGCGUGUGGCGUGGGUGCAGUGGAAGGGCCUCGUUGAGCGCUCUCGGUACCACGACCGCAUGGGCGCCUUUGUGCGCCAAGCCGCGCUCAAGCGCAUGCGCCUCGCGAUGGCGCUCGUGGUCAAGGCCUUUCUGCACAAAGGGUACGUCAAGUGGGUCCAAACGACGCGGACCGACCUCUAUAUGGCCCGUGAUGUCGCUGCGCGUCGCAUCCAGCCAUGCGUUCGCCGGUACUUUGCUCUCCAGCGCGUCUACAAGCUCCACGACGCGUGUCCUGUCAACGGCGCUCUGCGCGACAUGUACCUCGCGCCCCCGCGCUUGCACCUGGCGUUUUGCCUUCCGCUGCGGAUUCGACUCGAGCGCCGGCAGCUCUGGGCCGCGGCCAUCGCGGUCCAGGCGCCGUACCGCGGUCGCCGCUUUCGCAAAUUCAUGCAGCGGCAGCGCCGCGCAGCGACCCGCAUCCAGGCGCUGGCUCGCAAGCGCAUCGCUGAGCAUGCGUACCACAAGGUGCGCCGUCACAUCAAGCGCAUGCAAGCCGCGAUCCGCCGGUACCUCUGCCGCAGCCGCUUUCUGCGUCUGCGCGUGGCCGCACUCCUUGUGCAGCGCAGUUGGCGCGGCCGCAUCGGGCGGAAAUUCGUCCGCACCGUCGUCCUCGUCGAGCGGCGGUUCGUCGAAGCGCGCUGGCAAGCCACGCUCCUGCUGCAACGCAUGGUCCGCGGGCUCUUCGGACGACGUGCGGCGCGGGCCAUCCGAACGUACUUGGCGCGACGCAUCUCGGCAGCGCUCUUGAUUCAAAAGGCGUGGUACCGGCGCAACAACGAGUACACGACGUUCUUCCUCCUCGGGUGUCUCCGGGAAAAGGACGCGGACGAGGCCAACGAGGCGGCGACGCUGCAUCGGCUGGCGCGGCACCAGCACGCGCGAACGCUCCAGCGCUACGUGAAAGCAUUUAUACAGCAUCGGCGUCAUGUGCUUGCCCUUCGCCUCCAGUGCGCCAUUCGAUGCUAUCAGGCGCGCUGUACACGCACUCAGUUGCAUUCCGAGCACGUGAUGCACCGCCGCCUCAAGUGGUGGUUCCGGGUCCACCAUGCUCGGCGGGUGCGCGCCGCGACGCGGCUGCAGUUCUGGUGGCGCAAAGCGGUGCCUGGCCGCAUGCUCCGGCACCUCCAAACCCGCAAGCAGCGCAUCCUGCGCGAGGAUGCCCGAGCGCUGCGCGAGGUUCGCGAUGCCGCCGCCACCAAGAUACAAGCGCUGGUGCACGGCGCGUGGACGCGGGCGUUCGUCCAGAAGACGCGCGCCGCGAUCGCGAUUCAGCGCAUUGCACGCGGGUGGCGUGCGCGGCGGGUGGUGGCGGCGCUCCACCGCGCCCGGCGAUAUCGCGUUGCGAGUGCCUUCAUGCGGCGCGUGCUGGUGCAGGCCAUCGAGCGUGUGACGCAGACGGUGAUGCGCACGCGCGGGCGACACGCGACGACACUGCAGCGGUGCUGGCGCGGCUGUCUCUGUCGACAAGCCCUCGUCGCCCGCUGGACGCGGGACGCGCUGCGCCAACGCAUGGCGACGCGCCUCCAGCGGAUUUGGCGCCAAAACGCGCAAAAGCGAUUUGCCGCGCGCUUGCUGACGAUCCAGCGACGCCGCGUGGCGAACCCGUACAAGGCGUUCACGGACCUCAUGGCGAUCGUCGCGCAUGCCGUCGAGUCGUCGCUGCGGCACUUUGACCCGUUUGACCCGAUGGUGGGCCUCGGGUUACCGGGAUGGCUGCGGCGACUGGGCCUCGAGAGCUUGUACGACGACCUCCUCAAGCUCGGGUGCAAGAGCGUUGCCAGUCUGCGCGCGCUCUCCGAGUCGCAGGUGACGACGCUGGUGCGUGACAAGGAAUGCAGGCAAACGCUGCUCUCUGCGUUGCAGUAUCGCACGUGGCUUGACGACGUGCGCGCCCAGCGCCGCCUUCUGGCCGAGCGCAGCGUCACCUUCCGCCGUCUCGACGCGCCGUAUACAACUGCGGUCGCGAGGGCGGCGCACCAAAAGGGCAUCGUCAUGUCAGCCACGGAGCGGCACAAAGCGGCAACGCUCGAGGCCCGUGACUUUAAACACCCGCCACGCGCGCUGCGACACCGACUCGAGACGACGGCCCAGCAGCUACGCGCCGCAACCGAGCUCCUCGGCACGUUGGAAUAUGAACGAGACCGACGGGCGCCGGGCGUCAUGGCGGCCAAAGAGGCGAUGGAGGCCGCCAAGAAGACGCUCAAGCGCAUGGAAGAGCGUGAGGUCAAGGCCAUCUUUGUGCAGCGCAGCUGCCUCUACAUCGACUCGCCUGAGCACAUCAAACGUCUCUUCUUGGACCACUUUCCCAACAACGAGUACCGCGCGCUCUCGUUCGUCGAGUCGCUGCGCGCCAAGCCCGUGACAACGUGCCAGCUCAUGACGUUUUUCGGAUUGCACGCAACGAUCUCGGACGUCAAGCUCCAUACACCCAACCUUCUCUACUCCAAGCUCGACGCCGAGAUCGCCAAGGCGGAGACCAAUCGGCUGCAAGCCUGCUGCGACGUGCUGCAGUUCGCGGUCGAACGCAUGGCCGAGCUUCUCGCUGUCUCGGUCAUCGACAUGGCUGACGCCCACGCGUCGUCAUCACUGCCGAUUGCGGCGGCCUUGCUCCAAGCGACGCAUGCGGCGCAUAUGACCAAGCUGCCCCACCGCCCAAUGGUGUGGCGCCAGUGCAUGACGCGCCUCCUUGCGAUGCAUACGAGCGCGAUGGCGGUCGCCAGCCGACUCGAGCACCUGCGCACGCACCUCCAAGCCUCGUACGACGCCGACCGAGUGCGCAAGAGUGUGCGCCGCGUCUGGGAAGACGACGUCAACGCCAUGCAAAAGGUCAUCGCCGAGCGAUCCGCAGCCGCCGCCCACGCCGCGCUCCUCGACGAACUCAGUCUCACGCUCCGGUUUGGCUACGAAGCCGACUGGCACGACCAGUUUCAAGUCUGGUACUACAUUCACACGCCAAGUGGCACCAUGGUCUGGGAGCGGCCAAGCUACGCCCUUGCACACCACGCGGCGUGCUUGAAGCUCCAGCGCGCGAGCCGGCGGUUCCUCGGGCGGUGUCGACGCCAGAGCUACCUCCGCACACAGCUCCGCGCCGCCAAGAAAGAGCGCGAGCGCGCGCUGUGGGACCCGCACUGGAUGGACCGACAGCGCUCUAUUACGCUGCGCAUCCAAGCAAGUGCGACACGCAGCCCGCUCACGCUGCAGUGGACGGCCGCGAUGGCACCAUCGCGGUCGACGCGCAAGGUCAUGCCAAGCAGCGGCGUGUCCAUCGCGCCCAUCGCCGAGGCCCAUUACAUCGUGUUUGCCUCGGCGUACCACCGCAGUGUCCUGCGGGAGGCCAAGGCGGCGUUGCUCUUGCCGUCGUACGCACGGCCGCCGAGCCAGCACGCGUCGGCGCUCGUGGCCAUGCUGCUCGCGUACGACAAGCUUCGAUCGGCGCUGGCGCCGGACCGCCAUACCGCGCUGACGCUCGCGUACACCAAGGUCGAGAUGCCGUUUGGAUGGCACACGGUCGACGAGCCCAACAGCCGGACGUACUACUACAAUGCAAUGUCUGCUGCGGUCUCGUGGGAUGCACCCGAGUACGUCUUUGAGCAAGAGUACGCGGCGCGUGCGAUCCAAGCCGCCUACCACAUGUUCCUCGGACGGAAGGCGUUCCGGAAGCUGCUCUACAGCUUUUCGUUUGCCGAGCACGUCCACGCGACGAUAGCGGCCGGCGCAACCAUCGCGCACGUUGGCUUCGACCUCGAGGGGAUGUCGCUGAGCGUCUACUUGCAUCGACUCGGGCUCGCCAAGUACGCGCCGUCGUUUGCCAAAGCCAAGCACUCGAUCGAGUCGUUCUAUUUAAUUCCAGACACCAAGCUGCUAUCGUUGUACAACGUGGCGUGGACCAAGGAAGACAGGGUGCUGCUCAAAGCGGCGCCGCGACCAAGGCCGCCAAUGUCGCUCCGAGUGUACCCGCUCACGCCUCGCAUGCUACCGAUCCCGGAGAAGCACGGCUUUCUCUGCAUUACGUCCGAGAAGGUGCUGCAGGCGACGCUCGCAGCGCACUUUACGGGCCAGCAAGGCCGCGUCCUGAGCCUCGUGCGCGCCGUGCGGGAGCUGCCCGUGCCGGUCUCGACCAAGCAGCUCGAAAUGUACAUUCGCCUCUACAGCGGCCGGCCGCAACAAGCCACGGACAACUUGAGUGCCGAGCUCGUGCCACCGCAGUCAACGACCGAGGAAAAGGAGGUCUCGCUGUACAAACUGUACCAGAGUGCGCUCAAGCGCUGCGCCGUGAUUGCUGCCAACAUGCAACUCAAGCACCUCGCACGCUGCCUCCUCUCUGCGAUCGCCAUCUCUCACUGCAUCCACGGCGUUGCCCACGACCCCAAGCUCGCCCUUACUGCCGUGCCACUCACGCCGUCCCAGCUCGCAACGGUGGUCGCGGUGCUACCCCAGACGCGCGGUCUCUGGGAGCCCAACAUUGCGGCAACCCGCAAGCUCUCGGUCGGGCAAGCGGCCUUGUACCUCCGCAUUGGCGGGCUUGAGUUUUGCCUGGCGUACAUUCGCGCCACGAUCCUCGUCCAGAGUACGUUUCGCAUGCUCCGACUGCACCGGUGGUACAAAGCACUUGUCGCGUACCGCCAUCGAUGCGCCAUUGUGCUGCAGCUUGCGUACCGCUGCAUGGUCGCCCGCAUCUCCCGAGCCUGGCUCGUCGCCGAGCAAGCGUCCGAGUACGAAGAGCACUACGUCGAAGCGAGUCAGCUCAGCUUUUACGUCUACACGCCGACGCAGGAGCGCCUGAGUCGGCCGCCCAUCGACGAGUAUGGCCGGGCGCUGCCAUUCCGGCCGCUGGUCCUGGAUCGCGUGUCCAAGAAGCGCAUUUUGAGUUGGCCAUGGCUCGCGUCGAGCAACCAAGCGCCGGAGGCUGUGAUGUCGUUCGAGAGCAACGUCGUCUGCUCUUUGUGCAAGAACGAACGCGCGAGCCGCGUCUGCGACGUGUGCUGCACGUCCAGCGGCGACUACGUCUACUACUGCUUUGCGUGCUUCUGCAUUGGGCACCCGCCAGCGCUGUCGUGGCACACGUACCAGCCGCUCAACCAUGUGCAUGCGGCGCCGCUGCGCUGCGUCGAGUGCACGCGCUACAGCAGCCAUCGGUGCCUCGACUGCAAGGAAGACUAUUGCGACAAGUGCUAUGUCCGCGUCCAUGCCAAGGGCUCCCGGUCCCGCCACGUCGUCGAGACGUACCCGACCCAAGCCUUGGUCUGUAUCGAGUGCGAAGAGCGCGUUGCGAUCAAGCGCUGUCUCGUGUGCCAGGACGCGCUCUGUAUGGACUGUGCCGACCGAACGCACGCGCGCGGCAACAAAGCGAGCCAUGCGAUGGAGCCGAUUGUGCAGCCGCUCCAUGAAGGCGCAGGGCACUGCGUCGCCUGUACUGCGCGCGCGACGGACGAGGUCUGUCGCCACUGCAGCAAGCACGUGUGCACGGUCUGCCGCCUUGCGUCCAAGCAUGUGGGCGCGUGCCUCGAGACGCAGCUCGCAGCAGCCAAAGCCGCGCUGUACGGCGACAACCUCUGCGCCGACUGCGGCAAGCCCGCGGACCGCAAGUGCAUGAGCUGCGGCGACAAGUACUGCAGCGCGCGCUGGAUGGGCAACCCGGGCUGCUUCGAGCGAUACCACGCCAAGGGCAAGCGCGUCGAGCAUGAAGUCGAACCACUGCCAUCGCUCGUGACGAUCGAAGCCACCGCGCCAAUCUUGGACCUCGAGCGCAAGAUCGCGGCGCUCCGGAAAGCCGCCGACGACGACGCAGCCGCUGACGCCCUCGCGCGCCAGCGCAUUUCGGAAGAGCAGCGUCUCGAGGCGAUGCGCCGCGACCAAGCGAUCAUGGCCGAGCACAAGCGGCAGCAGCAGCAAGAGUCUCAACCACACGUCAUCAACUCCGAGAAGGAGAAGCAGAAGAAGGCGAAAGAUGCGCCGUGUGGUGUGCCCGGUUGCGCCACACCCGUCUUCAAGUCGCAGCUCUACUGCGUCGAUCACUGUACCGUACAGCUACUGCUGGCGACAGGCAAAGACGCGGCAGAGGUCGCCAAGGUCAUGGCCGCCGCCCAAGCGCAGAUCGCACGCAACAAAGCCGAGCCGAACCAGUUCACCAACUUCCUCCACGACCUGCGCGAAGUCUCGAAACAACAGAGAGCCGCCGCCGCUUCCAGGGCGGACAAAAACUAAACACGUCCGAACAUCCCACACCUACCCCUACAAGCAUGUCAAGGAGAAGUGAACGCAAAC
This is a messenger RNA of Saprolegnia parasitica CBS 223.65, 7827 nucleotides long. RefSeq lists its product as hypothetical. Bases 1 to 7767 code for a protein of 2588 amino acids. Lineage: Eukaryota; Oomycota; Saprolegniomycetes; Saprolegniales; Saprolegniaceae. The transcript has 12 exons. The record is from RefSeq and is a predicted model, not a curated record. Gene Ontology annotation, molecular function: zinc ion binding; protein binding.